AUGACUACCGAUGGCCCUAUGAAGAUAGAUUCGAAGGCAGUUGCCCAAGAGUUUCUCGACAGCUUCGAUACGUUUCUGUUCGACUGUGAUGGAGUGUUGUGGCUCGGAACUCAUCUCCUACCCAGCAUCAGAGAGACCCUGGAGCUACUGAACAGCCUGGGCAAGCAGUUGGUUUUCGUGACUAAUAACUCGACCAAGUCUCGUGCGGCAUACACCAAGAAAUUUGCUUCAUUUGGGAUCAGUGUCCGCGAGGACCAGAUUUUCACCUCUGGCUAUGCUUCAGCGGUCUACGUUCGUGAUUUCCUGAAGCUUGAGCCUGGCACGGAUAAGGUUUGGGUCUUUGGUGAGAGCGGGAUCAGUGAGGAACUCGGUUUGAUGGGAUAUGAGUGCCUUGGCGGGAGCGAUCCAAGGCUGGACGAGCCUUUUGAUCACAAGAGUUCACCAUUUCUGGUCGACGGAUUGGAUCCCGCAGUUCGUUGCGUCGUAGCAGGUCUGGACUCCAAGAUCAACUACCAUCGCUUGGCAGUUAGUCUUCAGUAUCUGCAGAAGGGAGACCAGGUGCACUUUGUUGGCACCAAUGUGGACUCUACGUUCCCGCAGAAGGGGUUUAUCUUCCCUGGUGCAGGGUCCUGCAUCGCCUCGCUUGCGUGCGCGUCCGGCAGGACACCCACGUAUUGCGGCAAGCCCAACAUGAACAUGCUGAACACCAUCGUCUCUGCAAAGAAGCUUGACAGAUCUAGGUGCUGUAUGGUGGGCGACAGACUGAACACUGACAUCAAGUUCGGAGUCGAGGGUGAGCUUGGAGGUACUUUGCUUGUUCUCACGGGUAUCGAGACGGAGGAAAGGGCCCUCGAAGUGAGCCAGGAGCACCCUAACCCUAGGUACUACGCAGAAAAGCUUGGCGAUGUAUACGAAUUGACGAUGCGCUAG
This is a messenger RNA of Torulaspora globosa, 930 nucleotides long. It is a transcript of the gene PHO13, whose product is annotated as 4-nitrophenylphosphatase. The coding region runs from base 1 to 930 and encodes 309 amino acids. The transcript has a single exon. Gene Ontology annotation, molecular function: phosphoglycolate phosphatase activity; alkaline phosphatase activity. NCBI's taxonomy places the organism in Eukaryota, Fungi, Ascomycota, Saccharomycetes, Saccharomycetales, Saccharomycetaceae. The record is from RefSeq and is a predicted model, not a curated record.